UUAGGUUGGUUGGGGAAGGGGAACAUUAUAGUUCGUAUUUUUUUUUAAUUGAGGCCAUCGUGUUGCCCCCUACUUUUCUCAGUAUGAAGCGAGCUUGUGUUUUACUAGGUGCCGGGAAAAGACAUGGUCUAGUGCGUCAAGGUGAUUUCCCUAUCAAGUCUUCACGCUUCACACCUAUUCAUCUGCAUAGUGCUAAAAAUACAUCUAAACCUACAGAGCUAGAGAACCAAAAGUGCACCAAAACAUGUACAGCUACAAAAGACGGUCCUUCAACAUGUUAUUGACUCGCUCGCUUUGUUCUUACUACCCUCUUCUCCCUUUCUAACCCUUUCUUUCCGUUUCUGUUCUUCUCACUCAAGGCUAGUCUCAGAAAGGGGAAAUCCUCUACCCUCCUCCUAUUCCAGGAAGUCGCAAAACUCUUAUCUACCUCCCAUCAGGAAAUUUGUUGCUUUUGUAGAAUUUUAGAAUAUGCUGCAGAGACUCGUUGGGGAGUACAUUUAGCACAGAUGUCUGCGUGUUAAUAUCUAUCUAUUCAAAGACAGUGAAGCACUCAGUCAUGUGAUAGCACAGUGACGUCAAGGUGAAAGUAAAUAGAGGGAAGCGCGCGCUGGAUUUACCGUUAGUGCCACUAUGGGACAAAGAGGUGCACCCGCACACACUCAUACACGAAAGAAGGAGGGAUGUUUUCUGGACUUUUGGGUGUUCUCACCAGGUUUUCAAAUCUGAAACUGUGUAGUCGGCCCUGUCUGGUGUCCCACUCCAUGUACAAUGUUUUCUCUGAGGACACUGCUCAUUGCAGCAUUGCCUCUGCUGGUCCUGAGCUCUGAGCCAGAGCAGUGCUCUUUCCAAGAAUUUACCCGUCACAGUAAGUAUUCUCCUGUCCUGGCAUCACUGCAGUGCUAUAAUGACUUCACUACUCAGAUCCGCUGCACCUGGGAGGAGCCGGCAGAUGCACACUUACACAUAGCAGUAAGAACAAAAGGACAGUGCGUCUCAGACAGUAACAGGGAGCUGCAGUCUAACGGAAUGUUUAGCCGGAGUUGUGUCUAUGAAACACAAGUAUUCAGCAUGGGCAACCAUGAAUUCUUCAUCAACACAUCCUGCCCCUCUAAAGUCACAACUUUUAAUAUAGCAACACAAGGUAAGGUCCUGCCCCCAGCUAAUUUUUCUGUGAAAAAACAGAAUAGUGGCCAUCAAGUGCUGAGCUGGAGUAGCCCGUAUCCUCCCUCAUCUCCACUCACAUUAAACCUUACUUACCAACUCAAGUACAGAAGACAUGAUCAUGAAUGGAUUGUGGUAGAUGAUAUCAAUGUCACAGAGUUUGUUAUCGAGAGUCAGACUAUCUUGCUGGGGUACUCAUACGAGGCCAGGGUGCGAGCAAGGAGUCCUGUAGGCCCGUGGGGCAGCUGGAGUCAGAAAGUGGUCUGGAUGAUUGAGAAAGAAGGUAUCGUUAACCUGCAGUGUGUGCUCAAGGAAGGAGGGGUGAUGUGUGAUUGGUUGGUGCAGAGUUCGCAAGCCAAGUUCCUCUCAUAUUACCUAUGUGGCCACAUCAGUGGAAGAGACAUGAAAUGUAUCCACUGUGACAGCCAGGUUGAGCCUUCUCAGUUUGAAAACUUUGUUCAUUUAAAAUGUUAUAUGGAUAGCCCUGAACCUGAACUGCUGACCAUGGAGAUCAGGAGCUUACGAAAGUUCAAGGCCAUUUGUAACCCAGACAAUAUUCAGCCACCACGUCCACUGCAAUUGAAGGUAUAUAUGAAGGAUGAUGUUUUAAAGCUCAGCUGGGCUCGUCCGAGUGUUAGCGAAAAACUCACAUUGUCCUAUUUGGUGUACCUUGAGAGUAUUGACAAAGAGGAGAAGGUAAACAUGAAUUGCUCUGAACCAGACCUCAGUAUAAAUAUUCCCUUCAACCUGAGACCCUCUACAAGAUACAUAGCUAUGAUGAGAGCAGUUCCUGGCCCCGCCUUUGCUGGAAGACCCUCUGAUUGGUCUGAUCCUGUAUACUUCACCACGCCAUUAGCUCCUGGGACCAAAACCCCAAUUUACAUAUUGAUAGCUGUGUUAGUGGCCGUGCUUUUCAUCAUCUUGUAUAAUGCCCUUCCAGCCUGCCACAGGAGGUUUGUGCUGUGGAAUAUUUCCAUUCCUUCUCCAAUUAACAGCAAAGCUCUUGGAGAAAUAAGCAAUAAGAAAUUACUUGAUAAUCCAUACACUGACAACGAGAAAACCUCAGUGUUUAUUAUACAGACUUCAGAUAACCCUAUCAUCUGUAAGGGCAGUAUCUCUGAGUACCCGCUUUUAACAUGCAGCAGUGACAUUGACCUUGCCAUGACUGACUCAGGAUGGCCACAAGGGUCAAGCCACUCAUCUUUAUUUGUUGAAGGACAGACAAUUUGCAGAAUGACAGACAAAUCUGGCAUAAGCUUCAUCGGACCAUACAUCCUCUGCCGCAAAGACUCUUCCUCGACAACUGAAACUUCUGACACGUUCUUCUCAUCCCACUUAAACUUCGGUGAUGAUGAAAGAUACGUUUCUGAAAGCACCGAGGAUUCUAUGUCAAUAAAAGGAGGCUAUGUUUUAACCCCUCCUAAAAAUUCAGCUUCAGAAUGCUCAACUAAAAUCGAUAAUUUAUCUAGUGAGAACAGAGAGUCUAAAAAGUCAGAGCUCCCUAAUGACGAUCCUCCGGCAUACACCCCAAGCCCAGAUGCGGCCUCCAGUGCCAUUUUUUCUCAUCCAUCUGGAUACUGUCUGAUGCCCAACAUGGAGACUGUUGCAGGAUGGGUGUCUGCUUCCAUUCCAUUACCAGAGGGCAACACAGAGCGAAAGUUGCAUCAGAUAGAAGGAGAUUCCCCUGAGCGCAGUUAUGUGACACUUUCUCAGCGUGGACUCUAAUACAUUUUGUUUCAGCGAUAACUCAGCACAUUAAUAAACCAGGGCCAGAAGUUAAUAUUUAAAGGUCACAAAUAAAGCGUCUUGCCCAUGCAUCAUGCAACUUGAACUUAUGACUUCAUAUGUUUUGGAAACAUGGCAACUAGUUAAUGAUUUGGGAAAAACAGGCAAAAUGUGUCUUUAGACUAAAUAUAGACUAAUUGUAAAUCCAAUGCAACUCCUGUGACUUCAGUAUGUCUUUGUGGAUCUGUAUCUAACUUUAUUUGAACAUUUUAAUAGCUGUCAUAAGUCAGACAGUGUUUUGUGAAUACACAAUUGAUCUACAUAAUGAUAACUCAUUGCCUUUAUUCAGUCAUUUAUGGCCUAUUCAUAUUUCUUAUUUUACUUUAAGCUAUUUUAAAGCUCACUACUCUAUUAUUGACUUUUCUGCAGUAUUUACAUGUGAACGACGUAAAAAUGCUAAUGUCUAUUUUUCUGUAUCAUGCCAUGCUGUCCAGAAGAUGGCAGUGUUUGUUGACUUUGUUAAACCAAACUCAUUGGUUGUCUUUGCAUUAUGUUGCACACUGAAUUAUAUAAUUAUGAAAACUGUGGACCCUGAGCUAUAAUUAUUAUUCCUGCGACUUUGAAUGUACAAUGUACUUAAAUGAAUUUUCAUUUAAGGUUGUCCUAAGUGUUUGCUGCAUUUGUACAAUGUUUAAAAUGCUGAAAUGAUUAAACAAAGUGCAUUUUACAUUUCAA
Molecule: messenger RNA, 3621 nt
Organism: Silurus meridionalis
Lineage: Eukaryota; Metazoa; Chordata; Actinopteri; Siluriformes; Siluridae
Gene: csf2rb
Product: colony stimulating factor 2 receptor subunit beta
Exons: 14
Coding region: 769-2886 (705 amino acids)
Biological process (GO): cytokine-mediated signaling pathway; immunoglobulin mediated immune response
Cellular component (GO): external side of plasma membrane
Molecular function (GO): cytokine receptor activity; protein binding
Source: RefSeq, a predicted model, not a curated record